Messenger RNA from Morus notabilis, 634 nucleotides. RefSeq lists its product as uncharacterized. Bases 264 to 458 code for a protein of 64 amino acids. The record is from RefSeq and is a predicted model, not a curated record. The transcript has 3 exons. Lineage: Eukaryota; Viridiplantae; Streptophyta; Magnoliopsida; Rosales; Moraceae.
CGUUAGCACUCCGGAAUCACAAAAGCAAAAAAGCAAGCUCCAAACUGAGGUUUAAUCGAGGGUUCUAGACGUAGAUUAGAAUUCUUCGGUUUGGUUCUCAAUUCCAGAAUUUCAGUAUGUAGUAUUUUCAUAUUGAUUCUUCUUCUUGAAUCUUGACCAAGCUAUCUAUAUCGGUUUCUCUUCAAAAAGACUCUGAGAAAAGGAAGAGUGAAGUAGAGAGAAGGUCAGAAGCAUAAUCAGAAAGCUGGUUUGGUUUAAAAGAGAUGGCGGGGGGAUUUAGGAGCCUUGCACCUAAGACAAAGAAUCUGGUAGUUGCCGGGGGAUUGACGGCGUUUGUCUUCGGAGUCUAUUUCUACACCAUGAGAGCCGUCGGAGGUACAGAUGAGCUCCAAAUGGCCAUAGAUAAGUUUGAAGCGCAAAAGGGCAAGAAAGAUGCUGAAUCAAGCGCGUCAUCUUAAAGUUUGAUCACUUAUUAUUAUUAUUAUUUUUUGUUGUCGAAUAAUGCGACUGUUCUUCUCAAGGACACAUAUGAAUCAGCUUAUGUUGUCACUCUCUGUGCUAACAGUAAUGGUUGUCGCUGUUUUGUUAUCACCAUGAAAAUUGAAAAGAGAGGACGCUAACUCCAUUUUUACAA